Messenger RNA from Dufourea novaeangliae, 5213 nucleotides. It is a transcript of the gene ssp3, whose product is annotated as S phase cyclin A-associated protein in the endoplasmic reticulum. The record is from RefSeq and is a predicted model, not a curated record. NCBI's taxonomy places the organism in Eukaryota, Metazoa, Arthropoda, Insecta, Hymenoptera, Halictidae. Bases 53 to 5020 code for a protein of 1655 amino acids. The transcript is spliced from 15 exons.
AUGACUUGAUAAAAUUUGGCUGUCAGUGCAUUAUUGAUGAAAGUUAUUAAGAAUGGCUGAUGUACGAUUACUUAUACAAGAAGAAGGUCGGGCAGCUAGAAAUUUGAUAGCUUUCAAUGUACCAGUUGGAACAAGUAAUACCGAGAAGGUGACUAAAAAACCACCUAGUGUGCCAAGAAUAUCACAAUCGAAUACAACUAAAAGAUCAAUGAAACCAACAACCAGAGUACGAUCAGCUUCUACUGGUCGAGAUAAAAAAUCUGAAUUACAGGCAAGAUAUUGGGCUUUUUUAUUUGGUAAUUUGCAAAGAGCUGUUGAUGGCAUUUACCAAACUUGUGAAGAAGAUGAAAAUAUUUCAGAAUGUAAAGAAGUGAUAUUAGUUUUAGAAAAUUAUACAAGAGAUUUUCAUAACUUGAUUGAAUGGUUUAAGGUAAAAUGGGCUUAUGAAAGUUCGCCACCACCCUUAAGGCGUACACCGUUAGCAUGGGAAGUUAGGAAAACAUCCCCUUGUCGCAUCUGGAAUUCAACAAUGAUUCCAAAAUCCACUAGUCCUUUGCAAAGAAUGAGUCCUACAGAAUCAAUGUGUCGAAGUCCUGUUGAUCAAAUUAUUUCCGAAAAUAAGGCUAUUACUAUUGAUGAUAAAGUAAAUUACAUGAAAACAGAACCUGCACACAAAUUGAUAAAAGAUAAUAAAAGUAAUGUUACUAGAAAUAAUUCAAAUUUGAGUGAAAAGUCUAAAAGUCCAACAGACAAAAUAACAAAUCAGUCAUUGAUUAAAGACAAACUAACUUCAAUAAAAGUAAAUAAAGCUCUUGUAAAACAUGUAGUAUCUGCAAAAACAAGUAGUAGUGUUGUAACAGAUCAGAAAACAAAUGAAGUUUCACCUCGUGAUCUGAAAAGUAAAUUGGACCCUAAAACUGUUUCAAAACCAGUUAAAAGUACAUUACACAAUAAUACCCUUAAAGUAACAGAUCCUAAUGUGAUAGUAGAGAAAAAUGAACAAGUAAUUCAGAAUGAUAAAAACAUGCAAUUAAUUACUUUUACAUCAACAGAAAAAGAACUUUCUAAAUCUGCUUGUGUGGAUAAUAAAUUGAAUGCUCAAAAUAAUUUGCAAGUAAAACCUCUAGGUCCUAAAAAUGAUUUGGAACUGGGAAAAAAUGAAAUUAACGCUAAAGUGAAAAAACAAAAUACUAAGAAGAGUAUUAAAUCUAUUGGUAUAGAAAAUGUAACAACUGAAAAUAAAUUAAUAGAAUCCAAUACUGUGGCAAAAGAAAAUAAUAGUGUCAUUGUAGUAAAUAAAACCAUACAGAAUGUUACAAAAGUUUCAAAUAAAGUUAAUCAAAAAUUAAAAGGACAGUCCAGUGCAAGUGAUAAUGUGAAUAAUAAAAUUGUGGCCAGAAAUGUAUCAGAUACGUCAUGCAACAGUACAAAUAAAGGAUUGCUUAAUAUACAUAAACCGGCAUAUUCUACAGUAUCACAAAUGAAGGCUACCAAAAUAAAACAAUCAACUCUCUCUGAAACUCCUAAAUUUAUUCGAAGUAAAACAACAUUAAGUGAUAAAAAUACAUCAACAUCAAAUAAAAUUAAACCUGGAACAUCCGUAAUAGUUAGACAGCGAUUUCAGACUCUUGAGAAUAAGAUUUCAGAGCAAAGUUCAUUGAGGAAAGAUCAGUGUAAUAAAGACAUAAAUGGUUCAGUAGAAGUAUUGACAAAACAAACAGUAACAGUAAAAACAAAAGAAGAAAAUGACGGUUGGCAAACUGUUCGAGGUCGUUGUAGAAGAGGAAGUACUCACAAUUUAGAUAUGUCUACAAGAUUUCAUAAACCAAGUACUGCUACAUCAUUACCAGCCUUAUCUAUUGAAAGCCCAUCAGAAAAAAAUAAGAAAAAAUGCUUGACACCAGAUGGCAAUGGUAAACAGAAAAAGAAAUGCAUUGUAGAAAAAGAAGGCAAGAACAUAUGUAACGAGGUAGAAAAGGUGAAGGGGGAAUCAGUUACAAGUCUUACCAUUAAAGAUAAGGUGGAAGAGGUUUUCAAGAAUACAAUUAAUUUGAAUGAAAUAAACUCUACAUCAAUGAUAGCAGCUAUUUUUAAAAGUGAUGCAGAAUUACUUGAGAAACGUAUACAACAAUUUAUGGCUGCACAAGCAGAAAGAGAAAGAAUAAUUUUAGAAGAAGAAAGAAAGACAGAAGAAGCUGAUUCUCAACGAUCGCAACAGCUAUCAGACGAGGAAGCAUCAUUGCAUAGGCAAAUUUUAGAAUUAGAAUGUACAGAAACUGAUGUUGAUACAGAAACUGAUGAAACUGAUGGUGAAAUGGUCCUUGAAAUAGAGGAUGAACAAGAAACAUCUCCUAUUGCAGUGCCUGAUGACAUCAGUUUAGGUUUAGAAGAUAGGUAUGAAAAUAUAUUAGAUGGAAUGUCUUGGGCAGAAUGUGUAGAUACCCUUGCUCAGUUACGUGCACUAGUAGCUCGUCACCCUGGUAGGGCUUUAGAAUUGCAUCAAAAGCUUUCAUCUCCAUCACGAAAAAGGUCAUUACCUGAGACACUACGAAGGUACCAAGCAAAACAAGCUUGUGCACAACACAAGCGUCAAAAACUGUUAAUGGAAAAGUCUCAAAGAUUACGGGAAUUGUUAAACAAAGUGAAAGACGUUAAGAGUGCAAAAAAUCAAUUGAUAGAAAACAAGAGAGUCAGAAUGGAAAUGAAAUUAAAGAGGGCAGAAGAAAACAGAACACAGCAUCUACUAGAGGUAGUAAGAAAAGCUCACGAUGAAGAUUCCAAGUUGAAGGAGAUUGCAUUCAUUAAUGAACUUGAAGCACAAAAUAAAAGGCACGAUUUCAUGGCGUUAUGUCAGGAACAAGAAGAAAGAUUACAAGGAAUUCAAGAAGAACGUCAACGUCGACAAGAAGAAAAAGCUGCCAAAGAAGCUGCAGCUGAAGAACGUAGACGUGCUUUAGAGGCAGAGAGGCAAUUACGUAUUCAGAAAAUGAAACAAGCUCGACGCGAACGUGAAGAACGAGUUGGUAAAAUGCAAUUAGAAAGAGAAAAAGAGCGUCAGGAACUUGCAAGAGAAAAAGCCAGAGAUCGAGAAGAACGUUUAUCAGCACUGCACGCAGCUCAAUUAGCAAAUCAAGAAGAAUUACAAAAGAAAAUAGCUCAGAAACAGCAAGAAUCAGCUAGGAGGCACGUUGAGAAUAUCGAACAGAUUCGACAAAGGGCAGUCGAAUCUUCGAUAUUGAGGUCAGAGGAAGUUCCACCUACCCUGAAAUCGUAUCCUACUCAGAAGCAAUGUUCUUUAUGCGGAACAGUUAUACCGAACGAAGUAUACCUAUUAAGCCAUUUGAAGGGAAAGACACAUCUAGAAGCUGUACGAAGUACGUAUGAUGGUCGGGAACCAUCCCGCGACGAAUUACAGCGUUUCAAUAUCUCGCAAAUUCGAGAUUUACCGAUUUCGGUUGUCGAUAAUAAUAAUUCAAACGAGAUUAAAGCUGCGAAAGAAAAGCAGAAAGCAUUAAAACGUCGAUGCAGAAAAAUGAAGCAGCGUAUGAUUUUACGCGGAAAAGAGUGGGAAGAUAAUCAUAAGGUCGAUAUAAAUCAGUCCAGUGAAUCAACAAACAAAGCGAAGUUUCGUCGAAAUUUGAAGGAAUUAGAUCGGUUAUACAAUAAUCACUCGAAAACUGCGUGGUCAAGCGUCGCCAUUGCUGCUUUGGAACGUUGUUUAGGUGAAAUAACAAGAGCUUUUUCAAAAUCGUGUCCGUUCGAUCAAAAUGCAUUUAAUGGUUUAAAUGGAUUUGAUGUUUUAACAAGUCUAAUUAGCCUGGGGUUACAAAUGCAAAAUGCAUCUCACAAUCUACCAAAUAAGAGUGUUGUUUCUGUGUGUCGAGUGUACAAGCUUAGUGUCAGCGGGAAUGACUCCAACAUUGAAGCCGUUUUGUCCAGCAACAAAAUUCUGGUCAUCCUAGAUCUUUUGCUUCAACAUUUAGAGACUCUGUCGAAGCUGGAUGACCAAGUUCAGGUACAGGAAGCGUCUGGUAACUCGAACGGAAGCGGAAUCGUAGCUAAUAGCCUGAUGCAAUUGCUGUGCAGUCUGAUCCCGGAGGAACCCUUUGAAAAAUCGUCGUUGCAGACGCGAGUCCAAGAUAUUUCCGGAUAUUUAGUGGCAGGUGGUUUAGUGGACCGUGUCCUCGGUCACAGUCGUGCCCUGAUCGAGACCGAUUUCUUCGUAGAUCAAGACCACGAAUCGACACUGUUGAUAUCCUCCUACGACCUACUCUUUCGCAUGUGUUGUCACUUGAAGAAGUCACCGAACCAAGAGACAGGCGGCGCUCAUGAAAAUAACAACAACGUAGAACAGACGAGCGUCGAGUCGCAUUUACUUUCGACUGUGUCCUCGACCGAAGCUGCAGGUGCGAUCGGUGGUCUUUACGCCGCGGUUGCAUUGAUCCCGCAGAACCAGAAAGGACUCUCGCCGACUCCAAAUCAAACCACGAUGUCCCAGUCGACGAGAAUUUUGGUCGUUCGAUGUCUGAGGCUACUCAAAUCGAUCGCAGAAGUGAACCUUCAAAGGCUGCAGAAUCUCUUAGGGGCUGAAGGCAUCAGCUUGCAAUGGCGACUGAUAGCUAGUCAUGUGAUAACCCGAUUAUCACGAGAUCCAAUAUCGCACAAGCCGGAAAUUGGAGCCUCGCAGAACACUAGCGGUACUUACAUCCUGUCAGAACUGUUCCAGGUUCUCGGGUAUUUUGCAGUUAACAACCCGGAAAAUCAGUUGACGUUACAAUCGGCUGGGGCCGGCCCAAGUGUUCUUCAGCAACUGUGUACUUUGCCGUUUCCAUUUUACGGAGCACCAGGAUUAACGUCGUACAUUUUCCCAACCCUUUUGGCGGCCACGCAUGAAAAUCCAGAGGCCACGGCAAUACUGUCUUGUGAAAUGUCUUAUCAGCUACUGGAGGAGUACAGGAACUCGGAUGACGGUAAGCUGAACCCUCUGGUACGUUUACUGAAGGACUCGACUAGUCCAUAAGCGUCCCCAAUCACAGCUCGAUUAGUGCACUUCAGUUUCUUCGAAUUUCUUCUUCGUACGUCGUGCGUUUCGUGGACGUUGUUGUAAUGAUAUGCAGGAACCAUUACUUAUAUUCCGUUCGAGGUGUUAGGAAUAUACGGUGGAAAAUUGUUAUUAGGUACGUCCAUCGUUAAUUGAAUUGCAAUUAUAUCUA